AAACAUAAUAAAAACUGCUCUUAUGUAAUAGUUUUUAUUUUAUACUUAUUAUUUUUUGGAUGAAUGUGAUACGAAAAAUUAUUUUUAUUUGAAUUUUGAUUGCAUAUACGAUGUUUACAUACAUUAAAGCGCACAAUAUAAAGAGAAUAAUAUAAAAGGGAAAUAAUGAAUUUGAAAUUCAAAAUUAAAACAAAAAAUUUGUUAAAAAACUUUAUCAUCAAUUAUCGUCAGUUUUAUACGUACAUCGUUCACAGAAUUGAAUCACUGGAAGUAAACCAAAUCACAAGACAGAUUGAUCUUAAAUAUUGAUUGCAAAGAUAUUUUUCAUCAAAAUUAUCUAUAUUUUGUAUCAAUUUAACUUAUAAAACUUAAAAAUCAACUUAUAUAAUUAUAUAAAAUGCAUUGGUGAAUAUCAUUGUUACACUGAAAAUGAUUGAUAGAAACAAUUCAUGAAAAAAUAAUUAUAUCUAUAAAUUUUUAUUCAGAUUAGAUGUAAUUAGAUGUAAUAAUUAUGUUUCUUAAUGUAUCAAUUAUAUUUUAACGACAAUAAAUAAUUCGAGAUGAAAACUUUCUAUUUUAUAGAAUUUUGCAGAAUUGUGAAUUAAUCGUUAAUUAAAUCUGAUUCUUCUAGAUUUUGAUCACGUGGUUUUGUUUUCGUCCGGUGAUGUCACAACGAUAAACGAUGUAUACAUACUAAUUCUUUUCCGACCUUCGUCGUUAGAGCUUUGAUCCCAAGACAGCGUUUUUCUUUUUUUUUUUUGUUUUUAUCUCUGAAAUGGCGAUUCUUCUCAGCAUUUCUACAAAACUAUAUGAUUUAUCAAGGGAGCGGAACGAGAGAGCGACCCUUUCGCUACCAAUGGUCAUUCCGGCAUUCAACAGGUGGUCCAGUUUACGUGAAAUGUUGAUGAAAACCUUCGACGUGUGCCCAUCCCCACCGCCUCCAUUGUGCGGCGAUGGAAGUUCGGAAAAAGGAUGCCUCGAGGAAAUUACACUUGCGUGGAAAGUUUUCCGCGGAUUGGACACUGGUUUCGUAUCGAAUGUCAGACACUUCGACGAAGAAAUGACUUUUUUCACGAGCGAAUCAUUUUAUCUUUGA
Apis florea (little honeybee) is the source of this 1096-nucleotide messenger RNA. RefSeq lists its product as uncharacterized. The record is from RefSeq and is a predicted model, not a curated record. Lineage: Eukaryota; Metazoa; Arthropoda; Insecta; Hymenoptera; Apidae.